AUGUCGGACUAUCCCAGUAUAAAUAUAGAAACAACCGACAGGUCACGGUGGAGGCUCGAAGUGGAUCACGGAAAGCAAACUUGGCAUUAUUUGGAAAGUAAUGAUGAAAUAAAAAAUUGGCCUCAAUCCGCAUGUGAUCGCUAUUGGUUAGGAUUAUCUAAUGAUAAAAUUAACGGUGGUCAUUCAAAACACUCACCACCAAAAACCGCACUUGAAGCCAUAUAUAAUGGAUAUAAAUUCUUUAAACAAUUGCAAACCGUGGAUGGUCAUUGGGCGGGAGAAUAUAGUGGCCCUAUAUUUUUAAUCUCUGGAUUUGUGUUUUCGACAUACAUCACUCGUUUAUCAAUUCCUCAAGCUUGGAAAAUUGAAAUUAUCACAUAUUUAGUUAAUACUU
Messenger RNA from Dentiscutata heterogama, 394 nucleotides. The record is from the annotation of a GenBank genome assembly. Lineage: Eukaryota; Fungi; Glomeromycota; Glomeromycetes; Diversisporales; Gigasporaceae.